Molecule: messenger RNA, 975 nt
Organism: Arabidopsis lyrata subsp. lyrata
Lineage: Eukaryota; Viridiplantae; Streptophyta; Magnoliopsida; Brassicales; Brassicaceae
Product: nudix hydrolase 15, mitochondrial
Exons: 6
Coding region: 1-960 (319 amino acids)
Biological process (GO): coenzyme A catabolic process
Molecular function (GO): coenzyme A diphosphatase activity; acetyl-CoA hydrolase activity
Source: RefSeq, a predicted model, not a curated record
AUGGCGUCGACAAACUUUCUUGGGACCUUGGCGAGAGCAGAUGGACUUCCGUACGGUAGAGAUUUCGAUACGCAUCAACCAACCGACAAAUCCGGUUACUCCGAUGAAGAGGAGAUUGAAGGAGAUGCAGGAAGAACCUGCUGCACUGCGGGAGAUGAAAGCAAAAGUCGAAAAAUAAAUGGGAGAUGUUCAAGAGGCGGAAGAGAUGCGUGCAUACAAGGAGAACACCAGCAAAUUGAUCUCUCACGUUGGUUUUCAGGAACCUAUGGCUCCGGAGAAAUUUCUUUACCAGGUGGUAAAGCAGAAGAGAAUGAUAAGGAUGAUGGGAUUACUGCAACUAGAGAGGCAGAGGAAGAGAUUGGUUUAGACCCUUCGCUUGUUGAUGUUGUUGCUUUCCUCGAACCAUUCCUGUCUCAGCAUCUGCUUAGAGUAAUUCCUGUAAUAGGAAUAUUGUGGGACAGAAAAGCAUUCAAUCCAACGCCAAGUCCUGCAGAGUGUACCAUAACAGCUGAUAAGGGAAACCCUUUUGGACUUGGAAGACUUAGAGAGACUGUCAACAACAGGAAGAGAAAAGAAAGUUGUGCAAGCUCUUCAUCAUCCUUGUCAGAGAUGCAAGAACAGUUUCAGGCUGCUCGUCGAAAGUUAGCUGAGCAAGACUUAAUCAAUUCUCAACGUGAGGCGGAGCAACGCAUAGCUCAAAGUAGGUUCUCAAGCUUGGAGAUGAUUGUCUCAUACUUGAAGACCAAUGAUCCCCAAUUUGCAGACUUUUUGGCGCGUCAACCACCAAUCAUCCCACCUGAAACUGACCAGCCACUAGACAAGGCACUGUACCAGCCACUGGACAGGGCACUGCACCAGCCACUGCACAAGGCUCUGCACCAGCCACUGCACAAGGCUCUGCACCAGCCAAAGGAUAUCCCUUGUUGUUCUUCUCUUUCUUUUGUGCAGCCUGGUAAUUAAGUAGUUCAUAUUUGC